Molecule: messenger RNA, 2005 nt
Organism: Cicer arietinum (chickpea)
Lineage: Eukaryota; Viridiplantae; Streptophyta; Magnoliopsida; Fabales; Fabaceae
Product: CBL-interacting serine/threonine-protein kinase 11-like
Biological process (GO): signal transduction; protein phosphorylation
Molecular function (GO): protein serine/threonine kinase activity; ATP binding
Source: RefSeq, a predicted model, not a curated record
ACUUUUUAAAACUUCAUUUUUCCCCCAAACAUAUCCUUAAUACUAACGCGGUUCUUUCGUGAACCUUCUGUAUAACUCCUUGAACCUACAAAAUAUAUUUCCGUUCCAAACUCUCAAUUAAAAAAAAAAAAAAAAGCUUUUAAUUGGGAGCAGUUUCGCAUAUUCCUUAUUAACAAAUUGCAUUAAGUAAUCUCCCAAUUCAUAAACACUUUAUAAACUUCGCAUUUUCGCAAUUAGGUUAUCCACUGAUCGUGCUCUCUCACCAGAGAGCCCGAUCCACGCGGCGCAAAACCGAAUGCCGGAGACCGAACAAACGCCACAGGCGGCAGAAACCACCACCGCGCUCUUCGGAAAAUACGAAGUUGGAAAACUACUAGGAUGCGGCGCGUUUGCGAAAGUCUACCACGCGCGGAACACGGCGAAUGGACAGAGCGUUGCUGUGAAAGUAAUCAACAAGAAGAAAGUCACAGCGACGGGACUCGCCGGAAACGUGAAACGCGAAAUCUCUAUCAUGAGUCGACUCCGUCACCCACACAUCGUUAAACUCCAUGAAGUUCUCGCCACCAAAACGAAAAUCUAUUUCAUCAUGGAAUUCGCUAAAGGUGGUGAACUCUUCGCGAAAAUCGCUAAUAAAGGUCGAUUCAGCGAAGAUCUAUCACGUCGCUACUUUCAACAGCUCAUCUCCGCCGUCGGAUUUUGCCACUCUCGCGGCGUCUUCCAUCGUGAUCUGAAACCUGAAAAUCUCUUACUCGAUGAUAAGGGAAAUUUGAAGGUUUCGGAUUUUGGAUUGAGUGCAAUGAAAGAGCAAGUUCGGGUGGAUGGUAUGUUACACACGCUUUGUGGAACACCUGCUUACGUGGCACCUGAGAUUUUAGCGAAGAGAGGUUAUGAUGGUACUAAGGUGGAUAUUUGGUCAUGUGGUGUUAUUCUCUUUGUUCUUGUUGCUGGUUAUCUUCCAUAUAAUGAUCCAAAUUUGAUGGUGUUGUAUAGGAAGAUAUAUAGCGGAGAAUUUAAGUGUCCACGGUGGUUUUCACCGGAUCUACGACGGUUAUUAUCACGGUUGAUGGAUACGAAUCCUGAAACUAGGAUAACCGUUGAUGAGAUUUUAAGGGAUUCUUGGUUUAGAAAAGGGUAUAAGGCGGUGAAGUUUUAUGAAGAGGGUUUUGAUUUUGGGGUGAAGGUGAAUGGAGAGGAAGAGGAUAGAACUGUGAAUUUGAAUGCCUUUGAUUUGAUAUCGUUUUUUUCUUCAGGGUUGAAUCUUACAAGGUUGUUUGGGGAGGGUGAGGAGGGGGAGAGGUUUAUGUUGAGGGAGUUGCCGGAGAAGGUUGUUGAGAAGGCGGAGGCGGCGGCGAAAGCAGAGGGGCUAAUUGUGAGGAAAAAGAAAGAGGGUGGGGUGGAAAUUGAAGUGCAAAAUGGGGAUUUGGUGAUUGGUGUGGAGGUUUACAGGUUAACGGCUGAGCUGGUUGUGGUUGAUGUGAAGAGGUUUGGUGGAGAUAAGGUUGCUUUCGAGGAUGUUUGGAGUAAUAAAUUGAGGCCACAUUUCUGUGUUGCAACGACGUCGAAUCAGGACCAAACUCAGUCUCACGCAGUUUCUGCUGACUGAUAUUUGUGGCUAAGUUUUAUCAAAACAAAAAAAAUUAUCUGACUCAAUUAUUGGUGUCAAAAUUUUAAAAUAAAAAUGAAAAAAAGUUAUUGUCAAAUUUUGUUUUGUGAAAAUGUAUUUUGGAUAGUGGUAUAUUCUUUCUGUAUUAUAAUACAAAUAAAAAUAGAUUAAAAAAAGUAGAUGUACGUGACUAAAUUUUGAAUUACUUACAUUUAUUUUUUUUAGCUAUUUUUACUUAUAUUAUGAUAUAGUGAGUAUUGCCAUGGAACUUUGGUGUGACAUAGCUUGUAACUUCAAUUAUCUGGUGUAAAUAUUAAUAUGAUUUUGAUGCUUAGUGUUUACUGCAUAAUGUUGUCUUGAUGUCAGAAGUAACAUGUGUAAAUGGUGUUUGUAGUUUAUAUU